AGCUGUUCUCAGGGGCACUUAUAGAUGUGGCCAAACACCUGGGAAACUUGAAUUUCAGAGUCUGGGAGAAGAUGCUGGAGAUGGUGCAGUACAGUGAGUAGCCUACUGGGGGAGAGGUGUAGAAAUGGUCACCGUAGAAUUAUAAAUAAUAUGGAAAUUCCAAAUGUCCCAAUUCUUGCUCAUAUGUUGGCAAACACUAUAUGCAAAGAGUGGUCUUUUAUGCUCAUGAUAUCUAUAUAACGUCACAGAAUUCAACAUUUUAUUGAUAAGCUUGUUUAGAGUUAGAGUAUCAUUUACCUUUUAUUAGUUUUUCUUAUUUCACUAAGGAAUAUGACACUGAUCUAACAUGUCUUAUGUUUUUGUUAUAUUUUUAUUUUUUCUGUUAUAAUGCAGUAAUGCAUCAAAAUAAUUUGAUGAUUUCAAUUUCAUUCAGAUUUGUAAUUUAAACCUUGUCUAUUUAUGCUUCUUUCUAUAAUAAUAUAUGAAGAAUCUGAAUCUAAAUGGUUAAUGUCUUCCCUUCUGUCUUCCAUCUUUAUUGUUUAGCCCCUGUGAUUCUGGAUCCCAACACUAUGUGCCCCUGGGACUGUCUGUCAGAUGAUCUGACUUGUGUGAGGCUCUCUGAAGUUAAACAGCAGAUUCCUGACAAUCCAGAGAGGUUUUCCUGCACUGUAGUAGUAUUGGGCUCAGAGGGUUUUACUUCAGGGAAAUACAGCUGGGAGGUGGAGGUGCGGAACAAAUCUGCCUGGACUAUAGGAGUAGUGCAAGAGUCAAUCAACAGAAAGGGGGCCAUUUCAUGCAACCCAAGGAGUGGAUUCUGGGUCCUAGGGCUGAGGAACGGUGAUUACAUUGCAGCUGGUGCUGCUAACCUCAAACUGAAGAGGAAGCCCCAGAGGAUCAGAGUGCAGCUGGACUAUGACAGGGGGGAGGUGUCCUUCUUUGACUCCAGUGACAUGUCACAUAUUUACACUUUUAAAGGCAAAUUCACCAAAAAGAUAUUCCCAUAUAUCAAUCCCUACCAAAAUGAUGAUGGCAGAAAUGCUGGGGCCCUGCAGAUCUGUCCAUUGUCUUUAAGAGUGAUGAAAUCCCAUCGAGUCUGUCAUUAAUAAUGAUGCCAUCUCAGUGAGCGUAUCAUUAAUAGUGAUGUCAUCCCAGUGAGUGUAUAAUUAUUAUGAAGGUGCCUGUAACUGAUGUGACCUAUACUAUUAAAACUGUUGAAGUGGAUUGGAUGAGGCUUUGUAGUCAACAUUUGUUCAUCUAUUAGUCUUCUGUCACACUUGCUGGGACCUCUAUAUGUAAUAUACAGCACCGGCUCUCCAUAGUUUCCUUGCAUGUUGCUAUUGCAGUGUUUGCAGUUCCAUAGUUUAUACUGUUCUGUCAGUUUGUGUGUUUUGUAUCUUAAUAAUCUUGUUUGUAUGUUUCUUGUAUACACUUUGUGAUGUUCUGUCAUGAAUGGUUUUUAUUUCCUUUAUUUUCUGCAAACAAAUUGUCAUAAGGGAAUCUAAAAAAAUACAAUUUUGAUAUCAUUUGAUUUGAUUAUCAUUAUUUCUUUUCCCCAUAUCAGUCUGCAGUGCUCACAUAAUCACUAAUAAUCCCAUAGAGGUUUAUAUUAUUUGCAUUGCAUUGUUGUAAUGACUGAAAUGUAUGGUACCAGCACACUAUUGGCAGCAUUCCUAAAAUUAUUUGUUUUGGGACAAUAUGUAAACUGUACAGAUAUGAGAGGUGUUCGGUAAAAUGCUACCACUUGGUUUAGCAUUAUAGAUCAGCACCUUUUGGGAGCAUCAGGUGUGCAUCUUUAUUGGGGCAUGUGUGUGUGGGUGUGCGUGCAUGCGUGCUUCUGUGUAGGGGUGUGUACGUGUGUGUGUGCUUGUGUGUGUGUGUGUGUGCUUGUUUGUGUGUGUGUGUGUGUGUGUGUGUGCGUGACAUGGCUAAUUGUUGCAGCCUUGCCCUGUUGUGAUGCGGUUCCUGUUACCAUUCUUAGUCUGCUCCUAAACAGGCAGAUCUCCAGGAAUAGGGUUGGGAAUGAUUGGUCUAUUGCUUUACGCUAACAAAUAAUUAAAGAAAGUUCCUUUUGAAUUAUUUGAUUUUAGUUACAUCUUUAUAUGCUCUUGAAUGACAGCUGAAAACGUUUCCUGCACUGCUAUUAGAAACAUUUUACUUUGGUGCAUACUGCAAAUGAACUAACUGAGCCAGGAUAUUUGAUGGGAAAAAAUCCAGCAUACACACUGACCUUCCAGGGAUGGUUUUGCCAGCUGCUGUGAACCCAAUUCCCCAUCCAUGCAACCGGUACCAGAUUUGGGUCUUUGGGUAUCCACAUGCACACUUCUUCUUGACCAGUUAGUCACAUGUCCUGAUCUUAAUCCAAAGCAAAGGGACUAUCGGGGCAAGACUAGUAAUAUUACUUUUGCAGGGUCAGAGGCCAAAUCCUUCAUCCUCUGUCAAAGUCAACUCCCAGAGGGACUGAUGUGCUGGA
Molecule: messenger RNA, 2470 nt
Organism: Anguilla rostrata (American eel)
Lineage: Eukaryota; Metazoa; Chordata; Actinopteri; Anguilliformes; Anguillidae
Product: zinc-binding protein A33-like
Exons: 2
Coding region: 501-1103 (200 amino acids)
Biological process (GO): protein ubiquitination
Cellular component (GO): cytoplasm
Molecular function (GO): protein binding; ubiquitin protein ligase activity
Source: RefSeq, a predicted model, not a curated record